This is a messenger RNA of Glycine soja, 2377 nucleotides long. Its product is annotated as ABC transporter G family member 9. Gene Ontology annotation, cellular component: membrane. Gene Ontology annotation, molecular function: ABC-type transporter activity; ATP hydrolysis activity; ATP binding. The coding region runs from base 252 to 2135 and encodes 627 amino acids. Lineage: Eukaryota; Viridiplantae; Streptophyta; Magnoliopsida; Fabales; Fabaceae. The transcript has 4 exons. The record is from RefSeq and is a predicted model, not a curated record.
CAGUGUAGGUCACACAUUUUUACUAAUAGAAGUCACAUAUAUGCAUUGAUGCACCGCUUCACGGUUUUGUGAUUUAAAGUAAAGAAUAGUGUUGGUGGUGGAUUUCACAGUUGUAAUCACGAACAACAAUACUCGGUGAGAUCAUUAUAAAAGUUUUCAUUGGUGUCUCGUGAGAUUAUAAGGGACACAGAGAAAUCGUAGAUCAAAGAGGGUUUCAAAGCUGUGUCUCUGAAAGUUGAAGGUAGGUAGACAUGGAUCAUCUACAACAUCAAGAGAUGGUAGACAUUGAGUCACAAACCGUGGAAAUCCCUGACAUACUCCACAAAGGAAAACGUCAAGUGAUUCUUAAGUUUGAUAACGUUGUGUAUAAAAUUAAGACCAAGAAAGGUGGAGUAUUUGUGAAGAACAAAGAGACAGAAGAGAAAGAGAUACUGAAGGGAGUGAAAGGUGUUGUUGAGCCUGGUGAAAUGCUAGCCAUGUUAGGUCCAUCUGGGAGUGGCAAAACAACUCUACUCACAGCAUUGGGAGGAAGGCUUAGAGGGAAGCUUUAUGGAAGCAUAACUUACAAUGGUGAAGCCUUCUCAAAUUCCAUGAAGAGGAACACUGGCUUUGUCACACAAGAUGAUGUUCUCUACCCUCACUUGACUGUGACUGAGACCCUAGUCUUCACUGCACUUCUCAGGUUGCCCAACACUAUCUCCAAAGAAGAGAAAGUUAAGAAAGCAAAAGAUGUUAUUGAUCAACUUGGUUUAACCAAGUGCAAGGAUAGCAUAGUUGGAAGCCCUUUCUUGAGGGGGGUUUCUGGGGGUGAGAGAAAGAGGGUUAGCAUUGGACAAGAAAUGCUCAUAAACCCAAGCUUGUUGUUUCUUGAUGAACCUACCUCUGGCCUAGACUCAACCACAGCACAAAGAAUUGUCUCAACUUUGUGGGAGCUUGCAUGUGGAGGAAGAACUAUUGUGAUGACUAUACACCAACCUUCAAGUAGACUUUACUACUUGUUUCAUAAGGUGUUGUUGCUAUCAGAAGGGAACUCAUUGUAUUUUGGAAAGGGAUCUGAAGCCAUUGAAUACUUCUCUAACAUUGGAUAUGCCCCAGCCUUGGCCAUGAACCCUGCAGACUUCCUUUUGGAUCUUGCAAACGGUAUCUACACUGAUGAAUCUAAUACGGAUCAUGCCAUAGAUAAACAAAAAUUGGUUUCGAUGUGUAAGAUAAACUGUGCUGCUCAAUUGAAGCCAGCAGCACUUGAAGGAAUCAAUGACUCUAGUAAAAGCCAGAAUAGAUUUCAAGAAAAGGGCUCCGAAAAAUGGCCUACCAGCUGGUCUCAGCAAUUCACUGUGUUGUUAAGAAGAGACAUCAAAGAGAGAAGGCAUGAAUCAUUCUCUGCUUUGCGGGUUGCUCAGGUCUUUGUGGUUGCUCUUAUUUCAGGACUACUGUGGUAUAAGUCUGAUAUCUCACACUUACAGGAUCAGAUUGGGCUUCUAUUCUUCAUAUCCGGCUUUUGGGGUUUCUUCCCUCUCUUUCAAGCAAUUUUCACCUUUCCCCAAGAGCUAUUGAUGCUAGAGAAAGAAAGAUCUUCUGGAAUGUACCGGCUUUCAUCAUACUUUAUGUCAAGGGUGGUAGCUGACCUUCCCAUGGAACUUAGUCUUCCCACCAUAUUUAUUCUCAUAACCUAUUGGAUGGCAGGGUUGAAAGGCAAACUGCUCAACUUCUUAUACACAUUGCUCACCCUCUUACUCCACGUCUUAGUCUCACAAGGCCUUGGCCUCGCCCUCGGCGCUACUGUGAUGGACCAAAAAGCUGCAACCACACUUGCCUCAGUGCUCAUGCUGUGUUUCUUGCUUGCUGGUGGUUUUUAUGUUCAGCAUGUUCCAGUGUUUAUUUCAUGGGUGAAGUACAUUUCCAUCAACUACUACAACUACCAGCUCUUUAUCGCGUCUCAAUAUAGCGAUGGCGAGGCAUACCCUUGUUCUACUGGCCAGUGUCAAGUUGCCGAAUUUCCUUCUAUAAAGCAAACAGGGUUUCAUUUCAAUCUGCAAGAGCAAGUCAUGGCUGCAUCAGCUCUUGUGAUAAUGAUGAUAGGUUACAGACUUAUAGCCUAUGUUGCUCUCAUGAGGAUUGGAGUGACAAAGAAAUAGAUAGACUAGUGUUCUUAAAUUAGAAGGAAAUAAGAUUUUGAUUUUAUUCAAUAGUAGGUUACAGACUUAUAGUACUUAAGUAAGAUUUUGAUGUUCUUCAAUAGAAAAUGUUUUAUUCUAAUUCUGUGGUGUGGAACAUUGCUUCACGCGCAAGGGAACUAGCUAGUUAAUGUGAAACUUCUGGUGCAGAAUAGUGUGUGUUUGAUUUAAGCAAUUUCAUAUAUUGAAUCUGUUGAUUGAAA